Cylicocyclus nassatus is the source of this 1360-nucleotide messenger RNA. Lineage: Eukaryota; Metazoa; Nematoda; Chromadorea; Rhabditida; Strongylidae. The record is from the annotation of a GenBank genome assembly.
GCCACUAGGAAGUUCUUGCUCGCUCAUCAUCCUCGGACCCAGCGAAUGAGUCACGCUACGUUCCUCACGUAGAUUAUAUGGAGAAUGGAAUUUCUAGAGAUUCACGAUGGCCUGCUUGGGUUUUCUGGUAACUCAGCUGAAACAGGCUCGAACGAAAGUGAGAGACUAAUGGAGAGCGAUGAAGACACCAACAUCCAAAUCGAGGUACCAACCGGGCAAAGUCGAGGAAGAAUGGGAAGAAGGUUCACGCUCAAUCCUCUAAUAUUUGCAAAAGAAGAGAAGGAAGCUAGAAGGCAAUCAUUAGCACAGCUCAAGCUCAGCUACUACCCCAAGCAUAUGAAUCCUGAGUCCUAUGAUGCUGGAUUGGGAUUUUGUGGUUGGCUGUUUAUGUUUAUUUCUUGGCUAUGUGUUCUGGCGUCAUUUCCGAUCUCCAUCUGCUUCUGCAUAAAGGUUGUGCAGGAAUACGAGCGGGCAGUCAUUUUUCGUUUAGGCAGAUUGAUUGGAGGAGGUGCGAAAGGACCAGGGAUCUUCUUCGUGCUGCCAUGCAUAGAAUCGUAUACAAAGGUAGAUCUACGUACCGUGUCUUUCAAUGUGCCUCCACAGGAGAUCCUCACGAAGGAUUCUGUGACCACAUCAGUAGAUGCCGUUGUUUAUUAUCGUGUAUCGAAUGCAACUGUGAGCGUAGCGAACGUCGAAAACGCUCAUCAUUCGACUAGGUUGCUAGCCCAAACAACACUGCGCAAUAUGCUGGGCACAAGAAGUCUGGCAGAAAUCUUGUCGGAUCGUGAUGCGAUAGCCAUUUCAAUGCAGGCCAUACUCGAUGAAGCGACGGAAAGCUGGGGUAUAAAGGUGGAGCGCGUUGAGAUAAAGGACGUAAGACUGCCCGUUCAGUUGCAACGAGCGAUGGCUGCAGAAGCUGAAGCCACUAGGGAGGCACGAGCAAAGGUGAUCGCUGCCGAGGGCGAACAAAAAGCUUCACGGUCUCUUCGCGAUGCUGCUACUGUUAUCGCUUCCACGCCAGCCGCUUUACAACUUCGCUAUCUUCAAACUCUAAAUAGUGUGGCAGCUGAGAAAAACUCCACGAUUAUUUUCCCUUUGCCCAUGGAAUUCGUACGACACCUCAUCCACGAUUGAAAGCAUAAUGUGGAUUUCACUCUUUUCUAUUUGUAAUUGAUUCAUGUUCAUAUUCGUUUUACAAUCGGGUGAAUGUAAAUCUAUUGAGUUUUUGCACAAAUAGAGAGUUAAGCUUUACGCAAAAAACAUCCAAAGUUCUAUUUCAGAAUGCAUCUCAAUCGCCUAGGCUAUAUUUCUGAUGAAUCGAAUCAAGUGCUUGUUGAUUAUCUACAAACAAUUAUGUGUG